Molecule: messenger RNA, 4278 nt
Organism: Heterotrigona itama
Lineage: Eukaryota; Metazoa; Arthropoda; Insecta; Hymenoptera; Apidae
Source: the annotation of a GenBank genome assembly
GCUGGUGUACGUUUGCCUCUCGUACGCGCGCGCCGAGUGGGUCCUUCGAAACUCGUAGAAACUUCGCGAUCGUGCACGCCGAUCCCAAUUUUCAUCGCGCCGAUAACGCGUGAUAACACAGUGACAGAGCGAAUCGGAGGAGAAUCAUCACGCGGUAACAGUGACAUGUGAACCAUUCCUCCGCGAUCAACACCUGAAGAUUCUUCUCGAAACGAAACAAAUUCGUGGAUGAUCGAAGCAGAGAAUGGUUGACCGGUGUCUCUAUGACUAAACAGAUCCAAAUGCGCUCGAUCGAGUCAACGAGCAAAGUGGCCGUCGUCAACUGACCAAAAAUGGAGAGGGAGGUUUCCGACACCGAGAGUAUCUUCUCGAAGAGACUGUCGAGCAACUGGGCAGAACUGCCGACAACCCUGAGAAAGAAGCCGAAGCAUCGACCGGAGAUCCUCUCGCAGUUCGUCGAUCCCUCGGAGAUCUCCGAGAACGAGUCCACCAGCAGGAAAAUCGAGCCGAAGCCGUUCAACAACGUUCAAAGGAUCGUGAGGAGGUCCGAGUUUCUGCGUAAGCUGGAAAAUGGCCGCGAAAAUGGGAAGAACCAAGUGGAUCAUCGAACGCGGGAGGGGAAGCUCGACGGGAAGAGAUCGUGCGAGUACUUGUUCCCUCGCGUGGACGAGGACUAUAGGAAGCAUUACGACGAUCACGACUCGAAGCUUCUCGGCCCUCGGAGGAAAAGCAUAGGGAAUCUCGGUGAUCAUAGGAAGUUGUUCGAUCACAAGAACUUCUCCGACGACGAUCGCAAGACCAACUCUCCGGACAGCUUGCUGGUGAAGUCCUCGGAGUCGGACUUGAGCAGCGACGAGUACGGGCAGACGGACGACUCCGGGGCGUUCUUAGAGAAGGCUUCCAACCGUGAAAAAGGGCCGAAGAACGAGCCGAGGAACAGGUUCAUUAAAUUUUUCGCGAAAGACGAGUGCAGGAGAAAGAAGAAGCUUCCGGAAGAGAAGAAGCUUCCGUCCCCGGAAUCCGGUCAUUUGGACGUGAACAAGAACAACGUGGAACAAGUGCCCCGAGGCGUGGAAUCGAUGAAGAAAGAAUGCCAUGCGAAAUGCCAGCAGAAGUUCGAGUACGAGAACAUACCGAGGAUCGACGUGUCCAAGCUGGAUCAGAAGCCCUACUUGAAUCCCACAGCCUCGACGAUUAACUCGAUGAUUAACACGAUUAACUGCGAUCGUCCACUCCAACCGACGAUCGAGCAGCUGAGGAUCGAGGAGGGUUGCUUGCUGAGAAACUCGAGGAACUCGAGUCCUUUGACUUUGCUUGGCCAAACAUUGAGAAACAACGAUUCUAGCAACGAGACGAAGCAUCGAGCUCAAUCUCCGGCGAAACAGAGUGAGAACGUCACCGAGGACGAAGUUCAGGUGAACGAACUGAUCCAGGAUUUCUACGACAGCGACCAGAUCGCCGGCAAAGUGAACGGGGAGCGCAAGGUCUCGAAAAUGGAGACGAUCACGGAAGAGAACGCGGACGGAAGCAAGCUGAGCGUCAGGGAGAUCCUGAAGAGAUUCGAGGAGCUGAGGACGCAGAACGAGACUCAGGUGGAGGAGAAGUCGAACGACAAGACCCUCACCACGAUACAAGAGACCUUGAAGAAACUCGACGAGAAGGUCAAGAGCUACCAGGUGGAUCAGAAGCCGCUGCACAAGUCGAAUCAUCACGAGAACCACGUGUCUCAGAUCACGAAAUCGAUCCAGUCGCAGGCGAAUCACAGCACGUCGAAUCACGUUCAAUCCCACGGCCAAGCUAAUCAUAUUAUCUCGAACCACGAGAACCACGUGUCCGCCGGUCGUGUGCCGAACCACGUGUCAGCGACGAACCAGACGAACCAUCAGAAAAACCAGCAGAACCAGCGGCUCAGCCCGAAUCAGGAAUGGCGGCAACCGGAAGACAACGGCAGAUUGCAAGAAGAUGGCAUCUACGAGAGCGGGCCGGUCGUCAACGACGGAAAACACUCUCUGCUGCAGUACGCCAUGCUCAACUUUAGACAAAGCACGGAGAAGUUUGAGAUGCUGAAGACAGCAGACGGAUCCAUCAGUGGAUCUCUUAAAGUGAUUGAAUCAUUGAAGAGUAAAAAGAAGAAUAAGAAGAACAAAGGUCAACAGGAUGGUGCGGAAUGGACUUGGAAGGAACAAGUGGAUCUUGUAAAAUAUUCUUCUGUGCCAAUAGAACAGAGUCUUUUGAGACUUGAUGGUGAUUUAAGUACCUUGGCAGUGGAAUGCUUUUUGUGUCUGAUGAGGUACAUGGGCGAUCAACCUUUGCCUCCAGAUACUAGCGAAGUAAAAUGUGUUUAUACCAUUCUGAUGCAUUGUCACAAGUAUGAACUACUUCGUGAUGAAGUUUACUGUCAAUUGAUGAAACAAACUACGAACAACAAGAGCCCAAAUCCAGACAGUUGCCAACGUGGUUGGAGAAUCUUCAGCAUUGUUGCCGCAUACUUCACUUGCAGCGAUGGUCUAAGGCCUUAUCUAACUAAAUACCUGGAAACUGCAGCUUAUGAUAAGAGAAGAGCUUACCAUGGAACAGCCACGGUAUGCUUGCAAAAUCUCAGGAAGACAGUUAAAUAUGGAGGAAGGAAAAACGUGCCAAGUGUGGAUGAAAUUAUGGCAAUUAGUGCGGGUAGGAAUGCGAAGAGACAGAUUUACAGACUACCAGGUGGAACGGAAAGAGUUAUCAACACCAAAUGUACAACUGUCGUGCAGGAUGUUAUCGAGGAAAUGUGCAAUAUAAUAUCCGUAAGAAAUCCUCAUGAAAUGGAUGAAUUUUCGUUGUAUUGUAUCGUCGAUGGUGAUGCGUUUACGAUGCCCUUAGCCAGAGAUGAAUAUGUACUAGAUGUAACUACAGAAUUGCAUAAGAAUCAUCAAGUCUUCUACUUAAUAUUCUGCAGAUCUGUAUGGUAUUAUCCUCUUCGACUGGAUGCUCCAUUGUAUAUAGAAGUUGUGUUCAAUCAAAUUGCCCCAGAUUAUUUGGAAGGUCUUCUUUUAGUUUUACCUGGUGAACAUUUACCUCAAGAAGUCAUAUACGAUAUGGCUCAAAUCGCGGCUCUUUUACAUAGGGCAGCAGACAUGACCCAUGAACCAACGACGAAAGAAAUUAAGUACUUAUUACCGAAACCAGUACUUAGUUUGAGAGAACCACGACCGCAACAAUGGUCAAAUAUGGUCCAGCAAGCAUGGAAUAACGUGCAACACAAUACAGUAGCUGCUUGUAAAGCACAAGUACUUGAGAUUUUAUGGAAGUGGCCAUUAUUUGGAUCUAGUUUCUUCGCCGUAAAAAGGGUGCCUGAAGGAAAAGAGAAGGGUGGUGAUCAUAUUUUGGCACUCAACAGGCAUGGAGUGCAUUUUAUUGAUUUAAUCACACACGAAACCCUAUAUCACUAUCCUUACUCCGAGGUAAUAUCCACGAGAAAAGUGAAAUCCGAGGAAGGCAUCCUUUACCUUGAUAUGAAAUGCGGUAACCUGAUGCAACAACGUAUCACGCGACUUCAGACUGAACAAGCCCACGAAAUUUCACGAUUAAUUAGACAAUAUAUUACCAUGGAACAAAGAGCCACUAAUGCUCAAGGUGCUGGCAUUGGGUUCGGCAUGAGAUAAAAUUCUCAAUCUGCAAGAGACGUGCAAUCUUUUGAUAUUGCUUAAUUGAAUAAGACACGAGUAGAUUGUAAAUAAAUAUUUAAGAAAAACGAUUUCGAAAUGAAGAAACAGAUAUCUCUAGGCAUCUUCGAAGGAAAUUUCAUCAAAGAAGAAGAAGUCCGAUAAUUGCUCAUGACGUUCCAACGUUUCGUAGAAUUGUCAAUAAAAUUAUUUUUAUUCUUUUCGUAUUUAUUUAUUCAAAGAGCAGAAGAUUUGGUUAAAACUUUGUAAGGAAACAAGCAAAUUGGUGUCUUUUGACUUGUAAAUAUGCCCAGUUGGAAACGAGAAAACAAAAUCAAGAAAAAUAUAGCUCACCUGGCGACAUUAUUAUAGAUGGAAUCGUUUCAACUAUUAAUCGUUUCAAAUCGUGACAAGGUAUUUUUCAUUUUCUUAGUCUAAAAAAUACCUUUUUAUACGACUGCACCAAAAAUAAGUCACAAACUCACACCUCGAGAGGAGAGUUCACGUUGAAUUGAACUAUAAACUGUAAACGAACAUUCCAACGUUCAAACCAUCGUUUAAUAAAAUAAUAAGACAAUUUAACUACACAACAGUUUUAAGAAUGAGAAUCGAUUUAUAUAUAUAUAUAUAUAUA